Musa acuminata subsp. malaccensis (wild Malaysian banana) is the source of this 2315-nucleotide messenger RNA. The record is from RefSeq and is a predicted model, not a curated record. NCBI's taxonomy places the organism in Eukaryota, Viridiplantae, Streptophyta, Magnoliopsida, Zingiberales, Musaceae.
CAAAUCACGGUAACAAGAAAUAAACCGAUCGGUUUUCCGUUUGAUCCGAGCGAAGAGCCAAAAAAGAGUAAGAAGAAGAAAGGAAGACGGGGGAGGUGGGGGUGGUUAACCGACCUCGCCGUCUCUCCCUCUCUCGGCAUUCCGGUUAAAGCUGAUCCGCCACCUCCGAACUCGAUGGAGAGCCUGCACCUCCGUCGCCGCCAGCCGCCCCCGCGGCCUCGCGACGCCGCUGGGUCUCUCGUCUUCUCGUUCCUGUUCGUCGCUGUCUUCUUCGGACUCGCCUGCUUGGCUGGGGCCGGGGACUCCGAUGCGGCCAACGCGACCGAGGCGCUCAAGGGAGAGGGCAACAAGGAGGGUAGCUUCGCCGACAUGAUCGACCGCGCGCUCGAGAAGGAGUUCCCUGAGAACGAGCAGAAUGGCGGAGAAACUGAUCCUGGUGGCUUCAACAACAGUGUUGCCGAGAAACAGGCAGUUCUGGAGACUGUAGCUAGAGUUACAACAAAGAAGAAUGAAACUAAAGAAGAGAAGUCAUUUCAGUUUCAAGAUGUUUUUAAUCUGGAUAAUGAGAACCGAGCGGAGGACAUUCCCACCUUAAUAGAUCGCAAGGAUAACGUUUUCAUCAUAUCCAAUCCCAAGUCAAAAUAUCCUGUGCUACAGUUAGACCUGAGGUUGAUUUCUGAUCUCGUGGUCGUCAUUGUCUCUGCAACAUGUGGUGGAAUUGCAUUUGCCUGUGCAGGACAGCCAGUAAUUACUGGUUACUUGCUUGCGGGAUCAAUCAUUGGACCUGGAGGUUUUCGUUUCAUCAGUGAAAUGGUGCAAGUUGAAACAGUAGCUCAGUUUGGCGUGAUUUUCCUUCUUUUCGCCUUGGGUCUGGAAUUCUCUAUAACUAAGCUUCGGGUUGUUCGGGCUGUGGCUAUUGUUGGAGGCUUUCUUCAAAUUGCUCUAUUUAUGUGUUUGUGUGGGAUAAUUGCGUCGUUAUGUGGAGGCAAAACUUCAGAAGGAAUAUUUGUUGGUGCCUUCUUGUCUAUGUCAUCAACUGCUGUGGUUUUGAAGUUUCUGAUGGAAAGAAACAGUGUUAAUGCCCUUCAUGGUCAAGUUACUGUUGGGACCCUCAUACUCCAGGAUUGUGCUGUUGGCUUGUUGUUUGCACUACUUCCAGUUUUGGGUGGCACAUCUGGUAUAUUUCAGGGGCUUGUAUCAGUUACUAAGUCGUUGGUUGUGCUAUGCACAUUUUUGGCAAUACUUUCUAUAUUAUCCCGUACAUGUGUGCCUUGGUUUCUCAGGCUGAUGAUUAGUCUUUCAUCUCAGACCAAUGAACUCUAUCAAUUGGCAUCGGUGGCAUUCUGUUUACUAGUUGCUUGGUGUAGUGACAAGUUGGGCCUGAGUCUUGAAUUGGGUUCAUUUGCUGCUGGAGUAAUGAUAUCAACCACAGAUCUUUCACAACAUACCCUUGAGCAAAUUGAACCUAUCCGCAACUUCUUUGCAGCUCUUUUCCUUGCUAGCAUUGGGAUGCUAAUUCAUGUCCACUUCCUUUGGAAUCAUGUAGAUAUCUUGUUUGCAGCUGUAAUCCUGGUAAUCAUUGUUAAAACAGUAGUGGUUACCAUUGUUGUAAAAGGAUUUGGCUACAAUAAUAAGACAUCACUUCUUGUUGGCAUGUCUCUGGCUCAGAUUGGAGAAUUUGCAUUCGUUCUUUUAAGUCGUGCUUCAAAUCUUCAUCUAGUUGAGGGUAAACUGUAUCUCUUACUUUUGGGGACGACUGCACUUAGCUUGGUGACCACUCCAUUGUUGUUCAAGCUGAUCCCUGCAGUGGUUCAUCUUGGAGUUUUGCUGCGGUGGUUCAACUCUGAUAGCAGUGAGUUCCAUGUGCAGUUAGGGUAUAAAGGUGAUUGCCUUCGUUCUGAUAGUGCAAAUAAGCGCAUAGCUUUGAUGAUUCAGGGUUCUCAUGAUUUGUGACAAGGAAUUCACAAGAAUGCAUGAUGGAGCUAGAAUAGCGACUUUGGUCCACUAGCUUCAUUAAUGAAUUGAGUCGAGAUCCAUGUUACCUCAAGAUCCAUAUGAAAUUUCAAUAUCAUAAAAUGGGAUCCCCCCCGAAUUGCCUCUCAUCUGGACGGCAGAAGGCUCUCAUUCGGGUUUGGAGGUUGGCUGGCGCUUGAUGGGAUGGCAUUCAUCCUAUGCCAGUGCAGAUUUUGGUGUAAAGUGCUUUUGAAAUGUAUGUCUAGUUGGGGUGAUAUAUAGGACGGUUGAGAGAAAUGACAUAAUACCCAAAUGUAUUCAUUUAGACAAACUGUAGAAGAGAAUGUUGAUUUGGUGCAGCA